This is a messenger RNA of Gracilinanus agilis (Agile Gracile Mouse Opossum), 2644 nucleotides long. RefSeq names its product integrin subunit beta 6 (gene ITGB6). Gene Ontology annotation, molecular function: integrin binding. The transcript has 15 exons. Bases 1 to 2367 code for a protein of 788 amino acids. Lineage: Eukaryota; Metazoa; Chordata; Mammalia; Didelphimorphia; Didelphidae. Gene Ontology annotation, cellular component: focal adhesion; integrin alphav-beta6 complex; cell surface. The record is from RefSeq and is a predicted model, not a curated record. Gene Ontology annotation, biological process: cell-matrix adhesion; integrin-mediated signaling pathway; cell migration.
AUGGGGAUUGAAUUGCUUUGCCUGUUCUUUCUAUUUCUGGGAAGGAAUAACCAUGUUCAAGGGAGCUGUGCUGUGGGUAAUGCAGAGACUUGUGAAGACUGCUUGCUCAUUGGACCACACUGUUCCUGGUGUUCUCAAGAGGACUUUACCCAUCCCUUGGGAAUUGGUGAAAGGUGUGACACCCAAGAGAAUCUGUUGGCUAAAGGAUGUUUGCCACAUGCCAUUGAAAAUCCUACUUCCACAAUAGAAAUUCUUAAAAACAAGCCACUGAGUAUAGGAAGUCAGAAAAAUAGUUCGGAUAUUAUACAAAUUUCACCCCAAAGCCUAGUUCUAAAAUUGCGGCCAGGUAAUGAGAAAACAUUACAAGUCCAUGUUCGCCAGACUGAAGACUAUCCAGUGGAUUUGUAUUACCUCAUGGAUCUCUCAGCUUCCAUGGAAGACGAUCUUAAUACAAUAAAGGAGUUGGGCUCCAUGCUAGCCAAAGAGAUGUCUAAAUUAACAAGCAACUUCAAGCUGGGCUUUGGCUCCUUUGUAGAAAAACCAGUUUCCCCUUUUAUAAAGACAACACCUGAAGAAAUAGCCAACCCUUGCAGUAGUGUUCCCCAUUUCUGCUUACCUACCUUUGGAUUUAAGCAUAUUCUACCACUGACAAGCGAUGCAGAAAAGUUCAAUGAAAUCAUCAAGAAUCAGAAAAUUUCAGCAAAUAUUGACACUCCAGAGGGAGGAUUUGAUGCAAUUAUGCAAGCUGCUGUUUGUAAGGAACAAAUUGGGUGGAGAAAUGAUUCCCUCCAUCUUCUCGUGUUUGUGAGUGACGCAGAUUCUCAUUUUGGAAUGGACAGUAAAUUGGCCGGAAUCGUUAUCCCCAAUGAUGGAGUUUGUCACUUGGACAGCAAGAAUGAGUACUACAUGUCAACUGUUCUGGAAUAUCCAACAAUUGGACAACUUAUAGAGAAAUUGGUGCAAAAUAAUGUUUUAUUGAUCUUCGCAGUGACCAAGGAGCAAAUUCAUUUAUAUGAGAAUUACGCCAAAUUUAUUCCUGGAGCUACAGUAGGACUUCUUCAGAAAGACUCUGGAAACAUCCUCCAGUUGAUCAUCUCAGCAUACAAAGAGUUACGAUCAGAAGUGGAACUGGAGGUACUGGGAGACACAGAGGGACUGAGCCUCUCAUUCACUGCUGUCUGCAAUAAUGGCACCAUCUUUCCACAUCAAAAAAAAUGCUCUCAUAUAAAAGUGGGAGGCACAGCAACAUUCAAUGUGACCAUAAGUCUACAAACCUGUGAGAAAAGAAGUAGGCACAUCACCAUCAAGCCCGUGGGCCUGGCAGAUGCCCUAGAAAUUGAGAUUCAUCCCCAAUGUAGCUGCAGUUGUCAAAAGGACAUGGAAGUGAAUAGUUCCCAGUGUAGUGGAGGGAAGGGAUCCUUCCAGUGUGGUGUGUGUAUUUGCAACCCUGGCUACAUGGGCCCUCUCUGUGAAUGCGAUGAGAACGCCCUGAGCACUGACUCGUGUCGAGAUGCCCUGGGUCAUCCCUCUUGCAGCGGAAGGGGAGACUGCUAUUGUGGACAAUGCAUUUGCCACUUGUCCACCUAUGGAAAGGUGUAUGGGACCUACUGUGAAUGUGACAAUUUUUCCUGUGUGAGACAUAAAGGAUUGAUAUGUGGAGAUAAUGGGCACUGUGACUGUGGAGAAUGUAUCUGCAACAGUGGAUGGACUGGUGAAUACUGUAACUGCACAACCAGCACUGACUCCUGCAUUUCCGAAGACGGCACACUUUGCAGUGGACGGGGAAAUUGUACCUGUGGGAAAUGUGUGUGCACCAACCCAGGGGCCUCAGGCCCUAGGUGUGAACAAUGCCCUACCUGUGGUGACCCCUGUAAUUCUAAACGGAGCUGCAUCGAAUGUCAUUUAUCUUCUGAUGACCGGUCCAAUGGAGAAUGUGUUGACAAAUGUAAACUAGUUGAUGCAACCAUCAGUGAUGAAGAUUUCUCAAAGGAAAAUUCUGUUUCCUGUACUUUGCAAGGAGAAAAUGACUGCCUUAUUACAUUCCUGAUGACCACAGAUAAAGAGGGAAGAACAGUCCUUCAUAGCAUAAACCAGAAAGAUUGUCCAGAGCCUCCCAAUAUUCUGAUGAUAAUGUUGGGAGUAUCUCUUGCCAUUCUUCUUAUUGGGAUUGUCCUCCUUUGCAUAUGGAAGCUGUUAGUAUUAUUUCAUGACCGUAAAGAAGUUGCCAAAUUUGAAGCUGAAAGAUCAAAGGCCAAAUGGCAAAUGGAAACCAACCCGCUGUACAGAGGCUCCACAAGUACAUUUAAAAAUGUAACCUAUAAACACCAGGAAAAACAAAAGACAGACAUUACCGCAGAUUCCCAUUAGCAGUUCAUGCACUGGAAAAGUCUGUUUCACUGAUAGAAAAUGUCAACCGCACGAUUUAAUUUUUAUUUCUUUGUUGCUAUAAAUUGAGGUUUGCUCAAGAUAAUGAUAGGUCAUUGGGAGAUCAGCCUUACUUGAGGGAAGGUUAGCGACUGAUGCCUGCCAGGUUCAAAAUAAUUAAGAAGAGGAGUAUCAACAACAAAGACUUGACUUUGGAGAUCAUGUUAAUGAAUGCAAAACCUAUUGCCUUUAUGCCUGGGGAAAGGGGGGGGGAUCCUCA